AUGGUUUUUCUAUUUUUGAUGUUUUUUAUAUUUGUAUCGUGGAUCGCUUUGUCCCGACGAAUGUUUCCCAAAUGUAUUAAUAAAUACUUUGAGGUUUAUGCUGAAAAUUAUUUUGAAGAGCCAGACGAUUGCAUUAAUUAUUCUUUAUUUUAUUUUGAAAUUAAAGUUAAAAUAGAAGGAGAGAAGUUUAGCUGGAUAAGUAUUGAUCUUAGAAAUGAUAAUAAGGAGGCGAUUAGUUUACGUCCAUUGUUUGGAGUAAUUGAGAAUGAAAAACGUGAAUUAUUUAAACUUGAUGAUUUUUCUUGGAAUGAUGAAGAUAUUUUUGGGUGCGGAUUAGUUUAUCCUCCAACUGAAAAGAAUAAAAAGCUGCCUUAUAUGUUCUAUACUAAAAAUGGGGAACAAAUUGGUUUGAAAAAUUGA
Molecule: messenger RNA, 420 nt
Organism: Meloidogyne enterolobii
Lineage: Eukaryota; Metazoa; Nematoda; Chromadorea; Rhabditida; Meloidogynidae
Source: the annotation of a GenBank genome assembly